CACCUAAUCAUGGACCCCCGUACCAGUGCCCAGGACGUGAUGCGAUGUGACCUGUGUGAGACCGCUGUAGUACAGAUGCACUGUGAUACAUGUCUUGUCAACCUGUGUACAGCUUGUGUAGGAGAACACAUGAUAUCUGAUGAAUCCAAGGAUCACAUUGUCGUUAAAAUUCAGUCAGGAAAUCCACCCCCCUCUACCCUGAAUGUAAAUCUCAUGUCAAACAACAAUGUACAAUGUACUGUAAUCAAUGUGACAUGCCUGUCUGUACUAAAUGCAUUGCAUCUGAUCAACAUCUUGGUCAUAAGUUAUCAGAAAUCUUAGAAAUUGUGAAUGAGAUAAAGGAUAAAUUCAUGAAAGAACAUAUUGAAUUGAAAGAGACAAUUUACCCCACCUACCAGGACAUUGCCGCUGAUGUACAAAACAGAACGAGUCAGUUGGAAAAGGAAUUUGGAGAUCUCUCAACAGCCAUAACAAAACAUGGAGAGAAUUGGCACAGAGAAAUUGACAAACUUGUCAAGAAACUUAAAGCUGAAGUUGAUGAGAUGAAAAAACACACAAUUACAAACUCUACAGAAACAUCUGUAUGAAAUAAACAAGACAAUGUCUGACAUCAAGGAUGAAAUCAAUUCACUUGAAAUAGCUACAGACACAAAUAACUUGUCAAAACUAUUGAGUGGCGCAUCGUUGACCAGUGUAAUUAAUACAUACAGAAAUCUUCCACAAAAACUUGAACCAAUCUUACCUAAAUUCAUUCCAGGAAAAAUCCAAGAACUUAGCAAACUGUUUGGCGCCUUAUCAUCAAGUUCUUUAUCAUCAGAUAAACACGGCUACAGCAUGAAGACACCACAGAAAUCACCAGAAGCUGGAUCCUCUCCUCCAGUCAAACAGCUGCUUGAUGAACCAGAGACUGUCACCACAAUAGACACUAGGUAUGGAAAACUUUACAAAGUAGCCUGUCUGAGUGAUGAAGAAAUCUGGACAAGUGCAACUAACAACACCAUGAAACUCUACAGCAUCAAUCAGGGAUCACUACACCAGUCAAUCACAACCAAGUCAGGUAACAUGCCAGAUGAUAUUACAGUGACAAAAAGUGGAGAUCUAGUUUAUACCGAUAAUGAUGUUAGAACUGUGAACAUUGUGAAGAAUGAAAAGAUAGAGGAGGUGAUCAGACUACAGAACUGGAGACCUUGGGGUGUCUGUAGUACCUCCUCUGGUGACCUCCUGGUUAUCAUGGAAAGUGAUGAUGACGAACAAACAAAAGUUGUCUGUUACUCUGGCUCCAGAGAGAAACAAACCAUUCAGUUUGAUGAUAAAGGUAAAUCUCUCUAUUCAUCUGGUAAUUAUUACAGAUACAUAACUGAGAAGAGGAACCUGGAUAUCUGUGUGUCUGAUGAGGGAGCUAAAGCAGUAGUGGUGGUCAAUCAGGCCGGGAAACCGAGAUUCAGGUACACUGGACAUACUCCUGCUCCAAAAAACAAACCAUUCAGUCCACGAGGAAUUACCACAGACAGUCAGAGUCACAUCCUUACAGCUGAUGUUAACAAUCACUGUGUCCACAUCAUAGACCAGGAUGGACAGUUCCUCCGUUAUAUAGUCUGUGGACUGAGUUUACCCUGGGGACUGUGGACAGAUAGAAAUGACAAUCUGUUUGUUGCUCAGUAUAUAAACAGAAAAGUGAAGAAAAUCAAAUAUCUGAAGUGAAAUACAUCGCUGUGUAGCACAUAAUCACCAUAUACAUAAUCAUAAAUAAGCAAAUGCAUGCAAUAUUUCUGAUGUUUUAACAUACUGAAGAAUGGACCCUUAACUGCACAUGUAUUUUCUUUUUAUCUAUCUAUAAGACUUAUUACUUGUACAUAUCAUACAAGACACAAGUAAAUGUGUAUUUGCUUUUGAGUCUUAUUUUCACUACAGCCAGAUUUAUUUCUGUAAAGUCUAAUAUAUUAUUACGUAAAACCAUGAAAUAAUGUGUAAGUAAGAUGACAAACCAGUUAACUGAGUAUUAUGAGUAUAUUAUGAGUUUCCACAUACUUUCCAAUAGAUAAUUAUGUCACAAUAUGGUAAAAUGGUGUAAUACAUGUACACUGUAAAACAUUUCAUCAGGCUUUCUGUACAUGUACACUUUUUCAUUUGAAAAAUAUUUAGCGACAUUCAAAAUGUUUUAAUUGUCAAAAAUUUGAAAAGCAUCUGCAAUGCAAAUUUCUUCAA
This is a messenger RNA of Saccostrea cuccullata (small rock oyster), 2205 nucleotides long. Its product is annotated as tripartite motif-containing protein 2-like. Lineage: Eukaryota; Metazoa; Mollusca; Bivalvia; Ostreida; Ostreidae. The record is from RefSeq and is a predicted model, not a curated record. The coding region runs from base 601 to 1701 and encodes 366 amino acids. Gene Ontology annotation, biological process: protein polyubiquitination; proteasome-mediated ubiquitin-dependent protein catabolic process. Gene Ontology annotation, molecular function: protein binding; ubiquitin protein ligase activity. The transcript has a single exon.